Messenger RNA from Populus trichocarpa (black cottonwood), 3067 nucleotides. RefSeq names its product exocyst complex component EXO84B. The record is from RefSeq and is a predicted model, not a curated record. Bases 211 to 2517 code for a protein of 768 amino acids. The transcript has 8 exons. Lineage: Eukaryota; Viridiplantae; Streptophyta; Magnoliopsida; Malpighiales; Salicaceae. Gene Ontology annotation, cellular component: exocyst. Gene Ontology annotation, biological process: intracellular protein localization; Golgi to plasma membrane transport; exocytosis.
AAACAGCACGAAAGAACAGAGCCGUGUGUUGUUUGCCUGUUCUUCUAAAAAAAAACUUUCUCCCUCACUCCCUUCCUCCUCUCUCCUUCUUCUUCUACGGCACCGAUCAUUUUUAAAUUCCAAAUUUACCCUUAGAUCUAAUCCUUUGUUUCUCUUCACCGGCCGCGUCUACCCACCGUUACCGUAUUUCUGAUCUUAUCUCAGCAAACAAUGGCUUCAGCGAAGACGAGUAGUCGUUCGCGAGGGACGCCGGUGAAGGAGAACGGCACGAAGCUCGAGGAAGGACUCAACGUCUUCAAGUCUGAUAGAUUCAACGCCGAUUCUUACGUUCAGUCCAAAUGCUCUCUAAACGAGAAGGAAAUAAAGCAGUUAUGCUCGUAUCUUUUGGAUUUAAAGAGGGCUUCAGCUGACGAAAUGCGGAAAAGUGUUUACGCUAAUUAUGCUGCGUUUAUAAGGACGUCGAAGGAGAUAUCAGAUUUGGAAGGGGAGUUGUUGUCUAUAAGAAAUUUGUUAUCUACUCAAGCAACUUUGAUUCAUGGUUUAGUAGAGGGAGUUAACAUUGAUUCUUUAUCUUUGAAAGCAUCUGAAGGGUCUUUGGUAAAUGGGUUAGAGAAUGUUGAAGAUAGAGAGCCGACUGAUUUGGAGAGAUGGUUGGCUGAGUUCCCUGAUAUGCUUGAUGUUUUGUUAGCUGAGAGGAGAGUGGAUGAAGCUCUGGCGGUGAUUGACGAGGGAGAACGUAUAGCUGCUGAAAUGAAAAAAACAGAAUUGUCAAGUCCUGGUAUACUUAGGUCUUUAGAGAUAGCGAUUACAGAGCGCGGGCAAAAGUUGGCUGAUCAGCUUGCUGAAGCUGCUUGCCAACCUUCUACUCGCAGUAGUGAACUUCGUGCAGCCAUAUCAGCUCUUAAAAAGCUCGGGGAUGGCCCUCGAGCUCAUAGCUUGCUCCUCAAUGCACACCUCCAAAGAUAUCAGUAUAAUAUGCAAAGCCUCUGCCCGUCUAGCACAUCAUAUGGAGGAGCUUAUACGGCUGCACUGUCACAGAUAGUGUUUUCUGCAAUCGUUCAAGCUUCUAGUGAUUCUUUGGCUAUUUUCGGUAAGGAACGGGAGUAUAGGUCUGAGCUUGUGAUGUGGGCCACCAAGCAAACAGAGGCCUUUGCGGGUCUUGUUAAAAGACAUGCAAUAGCGUCAUCAGCAGCUGCUGGAGGUUUAAGAGCCGCUGCAGAGUGUGUUCAAAUAGCUUUAGGUCAUUGCUCUUUGUUGGAAGCUCGUGGUUUGGCACUCUGUCCUGUGCUAUUAAAACUCUUUAGGCCUAGUGUUGAACAAGCCUUAAAUGCCAAUCUAAAACGAAUUGAAGAGAGCACUGCUGCUUUGGCUGCUGCUGAUGAUUGGGUACUUACUUAUCCUCCAACCAGUACUCGGCAGUCUGGCAGGUCUUCUGUUACAUCUCUUGGUAAUGCAGCAGCAUUUCAACAUAAACUUACAAGUAGUGCCCAUCGCUUCAAUUUAAUGGUCCAGGACUUCUUUGAGGAUGUAGGACCACUCUUAAGCAUGCAAAUGGGAGGCCAAACACUGGAAGGUUUGUUCCAAGUAUUUAACUCGUACGUGAACAUGCUCAUAAAAGCUUUACCAGGUUCGAUGGAAGAAGAGGCAAACUUUGAAGGUUGUGGAAAUAAAAUUGUGCAAAUGGCUGAGACUGAAGCUCAACAAAUUGCAUUACUGGCUAAUGCUUCAUUAUUAGCAGAUGAACUACUCCCACGUGCAGCCAUGAAACUUGCACCUCCGAAUCAGGCUAAUUACAAGGAUGAUUCCCGUAGAAGACCUUUAGAUAGGCAGAACCGUCAUCCUGAGCAACGAGAAUGGAGGAAGCGGCUUGCAGGUUCGGUUGAUAGAUUAAAAGAUGCUUUCUGUCGACAACAUGCACUGGAUCUCAUUUUUACAGAAGAUGGUGAUAGCUAUCUUACUGCAGAAAUGUAUACAAACAUGGUUGGAAGUGCAGAUGAGGUAGAUCGGUUUCCAUCCCCAAUAUUCCAGGAACUUUUUGUAAAACUGAACCGUAUGGCUAGUAUAGCAGCAGAGAUGUUUGUAGGAAGGGAAAGAUUUGCAACAUUACUAUUGAUGAGACUUACAGAAACAGUCAUUUUAUGGCUUUCAGAAGAUCAAAAUUUUUGGGAUGAUAUCGAGGAAGGUCCAAGGCCUUUAGGUCCUCUUGGUAUACAACAGUUCUAUUUGGACAUGAAGUUUGUCAUGUGCUUUGCUUCCCAAGGACGCUACUUAUCACGAAAUUUGCAUCGCGUUGUCAAUGAAAUAAUUGCAAAAGCUUUGGCAGUAUUCUCUGCAACAGGGAUGGAUCCAGACAGGGAGCUGCCAGAAGAUGAUUGGUUUAAUGACAUUUGCCAAGAAGCAAUGGAAAGAUUAAGCGGAAAACCCAAAGCCAUCGAUGGGGAUAAUGAACUUGGUAGCCCAACAGCCUCUGUCUCAGCACAAUCAAUUUCAUCAGUCAGAUCUCAUGGAAGUUCAUAAGGCAAAGAGACGAGGUAUUCAAAUGGGUCCCAGAAUGAUGACCGGGAAGAGUUGAGCAAGUUCAUCAGUAUUCAUUCAGGCAUUGGACCCUGCAAAAUGAUUGCAUGAAAUAUUGACCUGGACCGAAUGAACAAGGAAACUGUCAAUGUCAAACCUAGAGUAAGGUACCGUACGCCAAUCUUCCCGAGCUCCUUUCCAAUGUAGAUUGUUUUCUUCAUCAAUAACACAACAUGCAGUUGUUAGCAGCAACAAUGCUAGAAGAUUCGGCAUUCCAUAGAAGCCUGGGAUCUCAUAGACUCCACCCACUUCCAAAGCUGCCGAAAAGCUCGCAACGUCCUUCACAUCCAUGGUCAUGUGCAUUACCCUACCAAGAUUCAGACCAGAAGUGAAGUGAAAUUAGUGUAUUAACAAAAUAUAGAAGGAAAGGGCAGAUGCAUAUGGUAGUUUCAUUGCUUUAUCUUGUACUAGUAUUGCUAGUCUAGCUGGCUGGUGAGUGGUUUAGGUCCGAAUGAUAUUUAACCUGCUUUAUAUUGAGAUGGUAUUUUGAAAA